This is a messenger RNA of Vitis riparia (riverbank grape), 2580 nucleotides long. RefSeq names its product protein SUPPRESSOR OF GENE SILENCING 3. NCBI's taxonomy places the organism in Eukaryota, Viridiplantae, Streptophyta, Magnoliopsida, Vitales, Vitaceae. Gene Ontology annotation, biological process: defense response to virus; regulatory ncRNA-mediated gene silencing. The record is from RefSeq and is a predicted model, not a curated record. Bases 171 to 2114 code for a protein of 647 amino acids. The transcript is spliced from 6 exons.
GACUUUACUCUUACCACUGUUUCUUCAGUACUUGGUGCCUGUUGCCCGGCGCGUGUGCUUCAAUUGCCGGCCAAUUCGCCUGUGAUCUCCGUCUUCGCCGGCCAUCGAGCCUCGAUCUUCCUCUGGUUUUUAUUGAAGGCAGUGGUCUGGAAAAAAGAUUGCUUGAUAAGAUGAGUUCGAGAAAAGGGGGUGGAAAGCAGUUAGCUGCUGGUGCUUCUAAUGCAUCCCCCAAAAGUAGACAUGCAUCUGAAGUCCCUAAUGUUGGGGUUGAACCGUUGAAUCAAGGGGUGGCAGACAUCAGCCUGGAUUCUGCACAAGAUGGUGAAUGGGAGGUUUAUUCAAGAAAAUCUAAGAAUAGAGCUGGAAGCAGUGCUGCAAAAAGUUGGGCUCCUCAAAAUUCUAGUACUAAGGCUUGGGGGCAGCCAGAUACAGCUCAGAAACUAGGCAUGCGCAGUAAUGAUGGAUCAGGAAAAGCUCCUGCCAAUUCCUGGGCUGCACAAACUGCUGAUUCUAGGAAACCAGCAGGAAGAGGAAAUGUGAGGCCCCAAUCAAUCAAUAGAGGGUUGGAGGGUAGCUAUAUGGGCCCACAGCCAGUUAUUCCCCCACCUCUGGAGCAUGGAUGGAAAUGGAACAAUCGUCCUGGUUCCAUAAAAUCAGAAGAUGUGCGAGGCAAAGAUGAAAAUAAUUUCAAUUCCUACUCUGCUGAUAUUGAGGAUGAUAAAGAGGAAGAUAUUGACGACAAUGAUGAUGACGUUGAUGUGGCUGAUGAUAGUGAUGAUGAACUUCUUAGUGAUGAUUUUGAUUCUGAUACAAGCCAAAAGAGCCAUGAAACACGCAAGAAGAGCAAGUGGUUUAAGUCAUUUUUUCAGAUAUUGGAUAGCUUAACAAUUGAGGAAAUUAACGAACCAGCCAGGCAGUGGCAUUGUCCUGCAUGCCAAGGUGGACCUGGUGCCAUUGACUGGUACAGGGGUCUCCAACCCUUGAUCACACAUGCCAAAACAAAAGGAUCAAAGAGGGUCAAACUUCAUCGAGAGCUUGGAGAACUUCUAGAUGAGGAGUUGUACAGGAGGGGUACUUCUGUUGUACCAGCUGGAGAGGCAUUUGGAAAGUGGAAAGGUCUAUACGAGUCAGUUAAAGAUCAUGAGAUUGUUUGGCCUCCAAUGGUUAUCAUAAUGAACACUAGACUUGAACAGGAUGCCGAUGACAAGUGGAUUGGGAUGGGGAAUCAAGAGCUUCUUGAUUAUUUCAGCUCAUAUGCUGCAGUGAAGGCUCGACAUUCCUAUGGUCCACAAGGGCACAGAGGAAUGAGUGUUUUGAUUUUUGAGAGCUCGGCAAUUGGUUACUUAGAGGCUGAACGCCUUCAUAAGCACUUUGCUGAGCAAGGCACAGAUAGGGAAGCAUGGGAUCGUCGUCGUGUUCCUUUCUAUCCUGGAGGAAAGCGCCAGCUUUAUGGAUACAUGGCUAUAAAGGAAGAUUUGACACUAUUCAACCAACAUUCUCAAGGAAAAUCAAAACUGAAGUUUGAGAUGAGAUCAUAUCAAGAAAUGGUUGUUAGUCAAAUGAAGCAAAUGAGUGAGGAUAAUCAACAACUCAUUUGGUUUAAAAACAGAGUUGCAAAAGAACAAAGGAAAUCAAAAGCUUAUGAAGAGUCCCUUGGUAUAGUAAGUGAGAGGCUGCGCAAGUCUAUGAAAGAAAACCGCAUUGUGAAAGAAAGAACAAAAGUACAGCACCAAGAGAGUAAGGAAGAGAUGGAUUUUCAAGAGCAAUUUUUCAAAGAGCAAAUCAAAGUCAUCCAUGACGCCAGAGAUGCUAAGGAGGAUGACUUUGAGAAGUUCCAGCAGGAGAAGCGUGAGAAGGUAAAGCAAUCAAGUGGAAACCCUUCUGCUAUAGAGGAUCCUCGACGCAGCAGGGUGGAGGAAGUUGCAAAAUUCAUCAAAUUUCAGGACAAGGAAAUGGAAAAUUUUGUGGCGGAGAGAGAAGAGCUGAUCAGAGCUCAUGAGGAAAAGGUGGUGGCCAUGAAACAAAGGCAUUGGGAGGAAGAGGUUGGUCUAGAGAAAGAGUUCGAUGAUGAGCUCUCCAAGCUGAUGGAGAAGUACACAUCAGACCUCAGUUAAGGAGAUAAUAUGCUCCAAAUGUUGUUGACAGAAUUGGUACUAAAUCCGGCAGAGAGACUCCAAAGAUUUGAUUUGGUGAAAUAGAUGUGGACAUCUAUAGUUUUUCCUGGGAAAGACUGAGUUUGUUUGUUUUUUUUCUUUUUUUUCUUUUAUCCUUUCCGCUAACAAUACUUAGAAGAAUAUCGCACAGGACAAAGAGAGUUGUGAGAAGCAGAAGUAAUUGUGUGAGGUGGGAGGUGGGGUGUUUCUGAUUUUCGAUUUUGCAUGGAGCUUGUUCAUCCUUUCGCAUUUUGUGCCUCUGAGAGGUGGCUCAGGUGUGACUAAUCAGUUUGUAAGGAUUUUUGUGCCUCAUUUUUUGAGGUUUUUAAGAUUGAAUGGGGAUGGAUCUGGAUUUUUUUUUUUUUUUUUUUUUUUUUUUUUAUGUCAUGGAACAAUCAAAUAUGAAAUCUAAGUAGGUUGUGAACUA